Molecule: messenger RNA, 2498 nt
Organism: Anarrhichthys ocellatus (wolf-eel)
Lineage: Eukaryota; Metazoa; Chordata; Actinopteri; Perciformes; Anarhichadidae
Product: diacylglycerol kinase delta-like
Exons: 16
Coding region: 324-2342 (672 amino acids)
Biological process (GO): phospholipase C-activating G protein-coupled receptor signaling pathway
Cellular component (GO): plasma membrane
Molecular function (GO): ATP-dependent diacylglycerol kinase activity
Source: RefSeq, a predicted model, not a curated record
UGUGUGUGUGUGUGUGUGUGUGUGUGUGUGUGUCUAUUUCUGUCACUGUGGGAACGGGCGCUUUAUUGUGGAGCAGCUGAACAGGAAGUAGAUGUCAACGUUUGUUUCUCUGGAAAUUACACACACACACUGUUGCUGAUCCAGCUGCAUCAACAACAAUACAACCAGUAAAUACUGAGGGCUAACCUGUGUGUGUGUGUGUGUGUGUGUGUGUGUGUCUCUAUAUAUAUGUGUGUGUGUGUGUGUGUGUCUCUGUAUAUGUGUGUGUUUAGGUCAUCACCCCGUGCAGACGUCUCAUCCUGUGUGCAGACAACAGGAAGGAGAUGGAGGAGUGGAUGGCAGCUCUGCGCAGCGUCCAGAACAGACAGAACUACGAGUCCACCCAGUACAGCAUGGACCACUUCAGCGGGAUGCACAACUGGUACGCCUGUUCUCACGCCAGACCGACGUACUGCAACGUGUGCAGAGAGGCGUUAUCAGGGGUGACGUCCCACGGGCUGUCCUGUGAAGUGUGUAAGUUUAAGGCUCAUAAGAGAUGUGCAGUCAGAGCCACCAACAACUGUAAAUGGACGACUUUGGCUUCUAUUGGGAAAGACAUCAUUGAGGACGAGGACGGGGUGUCGAUGCCUCAUCAGUGGUUGGAGGGAAACCUGCCGGUCUCAGCUAAAUGUAACGUCUGUGAUAAAACCUGUGGGAGCGUCCUCCGUCUGCAGGACUGGAGGUGUCUCUGGUGUAAAGCUAUGGUGCACUCAGGCUGUAAGGAGCAGCUGUCCUCUAAGUGUCCUCUGGGUCAAUGUAAAGUGUCAGUUAUCCCCCCAACUGCACUCAACAGCAUCGACUCUGACGGUUUCUGGAAGGCCUCGUGUCCUCCGUCCUGCACCAGUCCUCUGCUGGUGUUUGUCAACUCUAAGAGUGGAGACAACCAGGGCAUCAAGUUCCUGAGACGCUUCAAACAGCUGCUGAACCCGGCACAGGUGUUUGACCUGAUGAAUGGGGGACCUCACCUGGGUCUGCGUUUGUUCCAGAAGUUUGAUACGUUCAGGAUCCUGGUGUGUGGAGGAGACGGCAGCGUCGGCUGGGUUCUGUCUGAGAUCGAUGCUCUCACGCUGCACAAACAGUGUCAGCUGGGAGUUCUUCCUCUGGGGACUGGGAAUGAUCUGGCCCGGGUUCUGGGGUGGGGUUCAGCCUGUGACGACGACACACAGCUGCCUCAGAUACUGGAGAAACUGGAGAGAGCCAGCACCAAGAUGUUAGACAGGUGGAGUAUUAUGGUCUAUGAGACUAAGUUUCCACGGCAAAAUUCUGCCUCCACCGUCACUGAAUACUGUAGCGACGACUCUGAGGUUCAGCAGAUUUUGACCUAUGAGGACUCAGUGGCUGCUCACCUGUCCAAGAUCCUCACCUCAGACCAGCACUCUGUCGUCAUCUCCUCCGCGAAGGUUCUGUGUGAGACGGUGAAGGACUUUGUGGCUCGUGUUGGAAAAGCGUACGAGAAGAACACAGAGAGUUCAGAGGAGUCAGAUGUCAUGGCCAAGAAGUGUGGUGUGUUAAAGGAGAAGCUGGACUCCCUCCUAAAGACUCUGAAUGAAGAGUCUCAGGCCUCCACCGUGCCCCCCCCGCCCCCUCCCCCCACCAUCGCUGAGGAGCAGGAGGAUGCUGAAGGAGUUGUGCUGCCUCCUUCUCUUCAUCAUCAGCGUCACAAUCAUCAUCCUCCUCAUGCCCCGCCCCUCUCCCCAUGGAUUAUUGCUUCCUCUUCAGCGGUGGCCAUAUUUAAACCUCGAGAGCAGCUGAUGCUGAGAGCCAACAGUCUGAAGAAAGCCAUCAGACAGAUCAUCGAGCACACGGAGAAAGCGGUGGAAGAGCAGAACUCUCUCAGUCCACCUGGGGAAGAUGAGGGGUUGGAAGAGGAGGAAGAAGAACAGGACAAGUUGUCUCUGCAGUCGUCCUACAGCACCAAGCACUGCAACACACGCAGAGUCAGUAAGAGGCCCUGUGAGAAGCUGAUCAGUAAAGGCAGCCAGUCACUGGGCAGCUCUGCAUCACUUCCUGUCCAGACAGGAAGUAGGGAGACCACGCCCACACUCGACACAAAGAUCCUCUAUCCAGGUCUUAGAGGAAUCUCAGCUUCUCUCUCCAGCAGUUCUGUGAUCAGUCGACUUUUGGUCAAUGCCGACCCGUUCAGCUGUGACCCCGACAACAUGGACUGCUACACUGAGAAGUGUGUCAUGAAUAACUACUUUGGAAUCGGACUGGACGCUAAAAUCUCUCUGGACUUCAACAACAAGAGAGACGAACAUCCAGAGAAGUGCAGGUCCACCUUCACAUUAUUUAAUUAUUAUUAAUUAUGUCGUUUUUAUGAGUGAGGUUUGUAGUUUUUAUGAGUGAAGUUUGUAGUUUUUAUGAGUGAGGUUUGUAUGAGUAAAGUUUGUAGUUUUCAUGAGUGAGGUUUGUUGUUUUUAUGAGUGAGGUUUGUAGUUUGUAUGAGUGAGGUUUGUAGU